Messenger RNA from Saprolegnia diclina VS20, 372 nucleotides. RefSeq lists its product as hypothetical. NCBI's taxonomy places the organism in Eukaryota, Oomycota, Saprolegniomycetes, Saprolegniales, Saprolegniaceae. The record is from RefSeq and is a predicted model, not a curated record. The transcript is spliced from 4 exons. Bases 1 to 372 code for a protein of 123 amino acids.
AUGCUCAACCACAACAACCACGCCACCAUGUAUGCGUACGAGAACAAGACGCUCGAGUGGCACUCGUCCAUCGGGUACAAGCGCGGCAACCAAGUCUUCAGCCGAUACGGCCGGCGCCCCAACCACCAACUGUUGCUCCACUACGGUUUUGCGCUGCGUGAAAACGCUACGGAGCACCGCGCGGUCCUCAGCAAGACGCACCGUAUGCCGUUCAAGACCAACUUCCGUCUUACGCACGACACGUCCAAAGAUUUGACCGACCGUGUCGUCACGGGCCUCACCCGCGGCCACAAGCGUCGUAGGGCGACGACAGAAGAGCCAGACGAGCCCCCGCGCCGCUGCCUGCGCAGCCACGGCCCGGCGAGCGAAUGA